Messenger RNA from Odocoileus virginianus texanus, 1417 nucleotides. It is a transcript of the gene TMEM141, whose product is annotated as transmembrane protein 141. Lineage: Eukaryota; Metazoa; Chordata; Mammalia; Artiodactyla; Cervidae. The record is from RefSeq and is a predicted model, not a curated record.
CGGCCCCGCCCCCCCCUGCCUGGUGUGGGUCUGCCAGCCCGUUCCUCGCGCCGAGCCAGCCAUGGUGAACCUGGGCCUGUCCCGGGUGGACGACGCCGUGGCCAGCAAGCACCCGGGACUAGGUGAGUACGCCGCGUGCCAGUCGAACGCUUUCGUGAAGGGCGUUUCCACCUUUGUCACAGGCACCGGUGCGACCUUCGGCCUGCAGAUGCUGGUCCAGAGGAAGCUUCCAUGCCCCUUUCAGUGGAAGGUGCUGGUGGCUGUGGUCGCAGGCUCAGUGGCCAGCUACUGGGUGACCCGCGUAGAGUCGCAGAAAUGCAGCGACCUCUGGCUCUUCCUGGAGACAGGGCAGCUCCCCAGAGACAUGCACACAGAUCGGCGUAGCUAGGAGCACUCCAGCCGGGGCACCGGAGACCUGGGGCCAGACAGUUCUAGAACACAGCCCUCGGCCCCUCUGUACCCUAGGUUGGCCCUCCUCGCACCCGUGGCCCCCGCACACAGGCAUGACCAGGUCUGUUGAACCUGUGCAGACUGCUCCUGCCCAGCCUGACUGCCCAGGAGCUCAAGCCAGGAGCCUCUGUUCCUGGGGCGGCUGUCCUCCUGCAGGUGGACACAGCACUGGGGAGGACCAGCAUGCCUUUGGGGGCGGCCCUGGGGCAGGGAGGGGCUUCUGCACUCUGCCACUGACACUCCCUUUCUGGCCCUGCAUCCCCCACCCAUGCCAGUCAGAGAUGACAGUUCCCCCGGGGGCUGGGGAACUAAUAAACACCUUGUCCUGUUUCCCACCUAAGUUCUAAAGCAGUCAGGGAACAAGUCAGAGCAGUAAGAAGAUGACAGAAACAUCUCCUUGGAACCACACCGCUGACGGAAGGAGGCACCAGGGCAGUUCUGAAUCUGAACCCCAGAAUUAGACAUCUGGGGCGCCGCACAUGCUUUUCACGAGGGCUGGGGCGGGGGGGCACAGAGCAGGUGUGUGCAGCCAAACAACAUCUGGCUUUCAGGAGAGGAGGGCAGGAAGUGACCACACCCAGCUGCCUACCAUUCCAACCCAACUGUCAGAUUCAGUCACUUUUCUCUGGCAGGAGGACAAAGUGAGGGGUGCAGGGAACCAGAGCCAGCUGACUGGAGCUCUGUCCACACGGAGGAAGGCUCCUGAGUGGGCAGGGUUGUCCAGCUCAGCCACAGCCCACAGAGGGAGAGGGAGCGGAAGAGAUGACCCGAAGCCUGGACAGAGCCGUCGUCCUUUCCAGCAGGCUCCUCCGGAACACUGAAGGUGCACCUCCCAGGUUCUCGAUGCUCCAGGCCCAGCCCCGCCCUGCUGGCCUGGCCCGUCACUCAAAAGAACAUCUAUUGCACACUUAUGUGUACCAAGGAAUCUGUGUGUAGGAAGGCAAAAUGGUAACCAUGGCAUAAGUCA